Helianthus annuus (common sunflower) is the source of this 1750-nucleotide messenger RNA. RefSeq names its product plant UBX domain-containing protein 10. Gene Ontology annotation, cellular component: endoplasmic reticulum. NCBI's taxonomy places the organism in Eukaryota, Viridiplantae, Streptophyta, Magnoliopsida, Asterales, Asteraceae. Gene Ontology annotation, molecular function: ubiquitin binding. Bases 126 to 1478 code for a protein of 450 amino acids. The transcript has 4 exons. The record is from RefSeq and is a predicted model, not a curated record.
GAAUUAUCCCAAAAGAAACCUCAUUACACACACACAUUUCACCUCUUCACAUCCUUUCUUCUUCCUCAAAACCCUAAUCCAAACCUCAAUAAACCUCUGAACAAAUCAACCAAUCACACACAAACAUGAGCAACACAACCGAUACACUAGCUCAAUUUCAACAAAUCACAGGUCUCCAUGACACCGAUCUAUGCACCGAGAUCCUCUCAGCUCAUCAAUGGAACCUCGAACAAGCAAUUUCAACCAUCACUUCAUCAUCAUCAUCAUCAUCCGAUUUCGAACACAUUAAUCCAACAAACAACUUCGAACACUCCGAAUUCAUCCCCGAUAACACUGCAGGUCCACCAGACCCUCCAGGUUUAGGUUUAGCAUGGAAACUUAUUUCGCUUCCGGUUUCGAUCGUUUCCGGAAGCCUAGGGUUAGUUUCUGGUGCGGUCGGGUUAGGUUUAUGGGCUGUAGGUGGUGUAGUAUCCUAUUCACUAGGUAUGAUUGGGUUAAAUAACUCCGGCGAGGCGUCCGAUACUCUGGUUGCGGUGUCGGGUUCGGUAUCGGAGGCGAGGGAGUUUGUGAGGCGGUUUGAGAGUGAGUAUGGGGAUAGGGGGCCGAGGUUUGUUGCGGAGGGGUUUAUGGAUGCGUUAGAGCGGUCGAGGCGUGAGUUUAAGUUGUUGUUUGUGUAUUUGCAUUCGCCGGAUCAUCCGGAUACGGAGUGGUUUUGUGAGGGGAGUUUGUGUGAUGAGGUUGUGUCAAGUUUUGUGAAUGAGAAUUUUGUGGCUUGGGGUGGGAGUGUUAAGGCGAGUGAAGGGUUUAAGAUGAGUAAUAGCUUGAAGGCGUCGAGGUUUCCGUUUUGUGCGGUUGUUAUGGCUGCUAGUAAUCAGAGAAUCGCGUUGCUCCAGCAGGUUGAGGGGCCUAAAUCACCAGAAGAAAUGCUUACAAUGUUGCAGAGGGUUGUUGAAGAAAGUGCCUCUGUCCUUUUGCCGGCAAGACUUGAUGCAGAGGAGCGUAGAAACAACAUGCGAUUGAGGGAGGAACAAGAUGCUGCAUAUCAAGCUGCACUAGAAGCUGAUGAAGCUCGGGAACGGCAGAGGAGGGAAGAGCAAGAACAAGUAGAAAGGGAAGCUGCUGAAGCUGAAAGAAAACAGAAGGAAGAAGAAGAGGCUCGUGAAAGAACAGCACGUGAAGCUGCAGAAAGAGAAGCUCAAUUAAUCAAAUUAAGAGAGGAAAAGUCUCUGUCUUUGGGCCCUGAACCUGAAAAAGGGCCUGAUGUUACUCAGGUAUUGGUGAGAUUACCGAACGGGGAGCGAAAGGGAAGGAGGUUUCAUUCUACUACAACGAUACAAUCUCUAUACGACUUUGUUGAUUCUUCCGGAACCUUGGAAAUGGGAAGUUACACUCUUGUCACCAAUUUCCCUCGUGUUUUAUACGGUCCAGGGCAAACUAUCGUUAACACUCAAAGAAGUUGGAUUACAUCCUCAAGCUAGUCUUUUUGUCGAGAUGAAAUCAUGAGAUUGGUCAUGGGUACGGCGAGUCUAGUUCAUACCUUGGCCGCAACUGUAUGUGCUAUAGGAUUUCCUUUUUCUUUUUCAUGGCGUCAACAAGACCAAUCAUGUGUUUAGGACCUUGUUUUUCUUCAGGGCAAAUGCAUAUCCCAAAUGUUGAUUGUUAGUAUGUAUCAUGCAGGCCGAAAUGUAAUGUAAUAACGUACAAAUAAACCCGUCUCACAAACAAAUGAAACAGAAUGAUAUUCUAGAUU